AACGAUAAUAAUAUGUUUAAACAUCUUUUAUAUUUGAAAUCAUAAACUUUUGCAUUACAUCAUUAAUUAUAUUUCUUUUUACAAAAGUUUGGCUUUGGUAUGACCUAUAUUCCUAGAGGUUAGUGGUUCAAUCAUCCUAUGUAGUUGAUGUGUGCAAAAAAAUUAUUUAUCUUUUUGCAUAAAAUUAUGGAACGUCUUGACAACUUUUAUUUAAAUUAAAAGUUCCAAAGGAAGGAUUUGGUGAAAAUUUUGAAUAUUUACUAUUUUAUUUUAGUUUAGAUAAUGAAAUCCCUUUAACGGCCAUUUGUCCCAUUUGCGGUCUCAUUUGAGUUGCAGUUUCAACUAAGAUUCAAACUCUUUAAUUAUGCUUUGAGUUUGAGUUUACCCAUUUUGAUAGUCAUAAAUUAGGAACCAUGAGGCCAUUGAUGAAUAAACCUCUUAGUUAAAAUCAUAAGGAGAGACAAAGUUUAAAUUUUUUUUAAAAACACUUGAGAGAGAAUGCCAAGGAAAAGCUUUUGCGUGUACUCUCAUGUCAGACAUCUAUUCUUGUCUCCAGUUUCUCGAUACACAUUCUCCCGCCAAAUAUCAUUUUCACCGUCACCCAACUUGAAAACUCUGUGUUCCAGUGGCCAAUUGAAGGAAGCAUUGCUGCAAAUGGCCAUUUUAGGCCGUGAAGUGAAGUUCGAAGGUUAUGAUACAAUCUUGAAUGAGUGUGUUAGUCAAAGGGCUAUUAGAGAAGGCCAAAGAGUUCAUACCCACAUGAUAAAAACUUGUUAUUUGCCUUCCGUGUACCUCAGAACGAGGUUGAUUGUGUUGUACAAUAAGUGUGACUGUUUAGGUGAUGCGCGGGAAAUGUUUGAUGAAAUGCCCCAGAAGAAUGUGGUUUCUUGGACUGCGAUGAUUUCGGCUUAUUCGCAAAGAGGUUUUGCCUUUGAAGCCUUGAAUCUGUUUGUGGAAAUGUUAAGAUCAGAUACAGAACCAAACCAUUUCACUUUCGCUACCAUACUUACUUCUUGCUACGGUAGUUUGGGAUUUGAAACUGGUAGACAAAUUCAUUCCAUUGCCAUCAAAAGAAAUUAUGAGUCCCACAUGUUUGUUGGCAGUUCACUUCUUGAUAUGUAUGCAAAAUCGGGUAGAAUUUGUGAUGCUCAUGGAGUUUUCCAUUGCUUGCCAGAAAGAGAUGUUGUUGCGUGUACUGCUAUCAUAUCUGGUUAUGCUCAAAUGGGUCUUGACGAAGAAGCAUUGAAACUAUUUCGUCAAUUGCAAAUUGAAGGAAUGAAUUCAAAUUCUGUAACUUAUGCUAGUGUCUUAACUGCCUUAUCCGGACUUGCUGCACUCAAUCACGGCAAGCAAGUGCACAGCCAUGUCCUUCGGUCUGGACAGUAUUCCUAUGUUGUUCUUCUGAAUUCUCUUAUCGAUAUGUACUCAAAAUGUGGGAAUGUCUGCUAUGCCAGGAGAAUUUUUGAUAGCAUGCCUGAGAGAACUUGCAUAUCAUGGAAUGCAAUGCUUGUCGGGUAUAGUAAACAUGGAAUGGCGAGAGAGGUGCUUGAACUUUUUAAACUGAUGAGAGAAGAAAAUAAAGUUAAACCCGACAGCAUCACAUAUUUGGCUGUUUUAUCUGGUUGCAGUCAUGGACAGUUGGAAGAUAUGGGGCUUGAAAUCUUCUAUAACAUGGUAAAUGGAAAGGAUGGAAUUGAACCAGAUAUUGGGCAUUAUGGUUGUGUUGUUGAUUUACUUGGGCGUGCUGGCCGUGUAGAAGAGGCUUUUGAUUUCAUAAAAAAGAUGCCUUUUGUGCCAACCGCUGCUAUUUGGGGAUCACUAUUAGGUUCGUGUCGGGUUCACUCAGAUGUCGAAAUUGGAAUAAUUGUGGGUCAGAAGCUUCUAGAGUUAGAACCUGAAAAUGCGGGGAACUAUGUUAUUCUCUCAAAUCUAUAUGCUUCUGCAGGAAAAUGGGAAGAUAUGAGAAAUAUUAGGGACCUGAUGCAAGAAAAAGCUGUGACAAAGGAGCCUGGUCGCAGCUGGGUAGAGCUUGAUCAAAUUGUCCAUACUUUCCAUGCAAGUGAUCACACUCAUCCAAGAAGGGAAGAGGUGGCAAAGAAAGUAAAGGAAUUAUCCAUUAAAUUCAAGGAAGACGGUUAUGUUCCUGACUUGAGUUGUGUUUUAUAUGAUGUGGACGAGGAACAGAAAGAGAAGGUGCUUCUAGGCCAUAGUGAAAAGCUAGCUUUGGCAUUUGGACUGAUUGCUACUCCUGAAGGAACAACAAUCCGUGUCAUAAAAAACCUUAGAAUUUGCGUGGAUUGCCACAGUUUUGCCAAAUUUGUGUCGAGGCUUUAUGCAAGAACAGUAAUCCUAAGGGACAAAAACCGGUUUCAUAAUAUAGUUGGGGGAGUAUGCUCUUGUGGAGAUUACUGGUAGGCUUUGAAGCUACAAAUAGUACGAAGCUCUCUUAUCUUCUGAUACCAUUGAGCAUGCUACUAUACUGCAGUCUAAAAGCCUUUUAUACAUGAAUUGAAGUAGCAUGUGAUUCGGAAGAGUGUGAAGAACAGUUCAAGAUCAGCCUUUAAUUCAUACUCUGGAAUACUGUGGUGUUGUGGGAAAACGUGAAAACUGAAGUUCUUUUUACACAUAGAGUCCCAACUUCCAGAUUUUUCUGACCAUACAGAGUAUAGUAUCAGAGCAACUGCUGCAAUAUCAAUAACUUUAGCAUUUCUCGUCGGCUUGGAGGUUGAAACAAGUCACGGUAUCUGCUGGUGGUGGUGGUGAAAUAAUCAUCUAAUAGCUUGAGAUGAAGGCUUUUACCUCGAGGAAAUGGACAGAACGUGGAUAUCUGCGAUGGGAACUAGAGACUUUCUUGUAGGUACGUUACAUAACAGCUCGUAGAUGUUGGAUUUAAAGGUUAAUUAAUUUAGUUUAUGAAAGUUUCAGUUUGGUCCUAUAAUUUAGUCAGAACAUUCAUUGUUUAGAUAUUUGUGCAGAAAAUUUUAUUCGGUGGAGUACUAGGAGGUGUUUUGGGCAGAUCAUAUGAUACUAUAAUAACCACGUACUAUUUUAUACUCUCCAGUUAGCUACUGUCAACACUAUUCAAACUCCUUAUUUGUUAUAGUUUUUAUUAUUUUAUCAUUUUUUCUACAAUAUUUACUAUUUUU
This is a messenger RNA of Cucumis sativus (cucumber), 3146 nucleotides long. RefSeq names its product putative pentatricopeptide repeat-containing protein At3g13770, mitochondrial. The transcript is spliced from 2 exons. Gene Ontology annotation, biological process: RNA modification. Lineage: Eukaryota; Viridiplantae; Streptophyta; Magnoliopsida; Cucurbitales; Cucurbitaceae. Gene Ontology annotation, molecular function: protein binding; zinc ion binding; RNA binding. Bases 499 to 2415 code for a protein of 638 amino acids. The record is from RefSeq and is a predicted model, not a curated record.